AUGGCACAGAGACCAAAGAGCUCGUCCAAUUCCCUAUUGGAUGAUGCAUUCGGUGGAGCGAGUGCGCAAGCAAGAACAGAUGCCCUGCCAUUUCCUAUGACUGUGGAGGAACAGACUGCGUACGAAAAGCUAUUUAGAAUCGCGGACGCUGAAAACAAGAAUGUCAUUACACCGCAAACAGCUUACGAAUUCCUAUCCAAAUCAAAACUCCCACAAACUACCCUAUCUGAGAUAUGGACUGCCGCUGAUUCUGAAAAACGUGGCUUCUUGACGAGAACAGGCUUCUUCAAGGCCCUAAAGUAUAUUGCUUUGGCUCAAACGGGAAGGCCCGUCAGCUCUGGUUUGAAUGGAGCAACUCCGUUACCGGCACUUGAAGGAAUCACAGGGCCAGUAGCUAGUCAUAGAACCGGAGAUAAAGCUGCCGCCAAUGCAUCAUUCGAGUUGACUGAUAGUGAAAAGGAUAGGUUUCAGACUGCAUUCCUUUCUUGCAAACCAGCGAAUGGAACGGUAUCUGGUGAAGCUGCAAGAGACGUCUUUCUCAAAUCAGGUCUACCAACGGACCCUCUGUCCAAGAUUUGGACUUUGGUGGACACGUCAGGCAGCGGCAGAUUAAAUCAAAAUCAAUUCAUGGUGGCCAUGUACCUCAUCUCAAAGCUGAGAUCAGGUGCAUUGUCCCAAGUACCACCAUCAGUUCCGCAAGCACUUUGGAAUAUUGUUGCGUUGGCAGUAUCUCCUCCCGCUUCGCCCAUGCCUACUUUGGCCAGAACACCACCAUCUACACCAGGCCCAGCAAAUGGAAUGCCUCGCCCCUCACAAACACCACAAGCCAUGACUCCACAGUCUGCUGCUGGUGAUUCAUGGGCUGUCCCAAUGGCUGAUCGAACAUCAUAUACUGCAUACUUUGAGAAACUAGAUGUUGGUAAUCGAGGUUAUUUGACUGGUGAAGAUGCCUACCAAUUCUUUGUCAAGUCAAAAUUGCAGGAAGUUGAUUUGCAUCGAGUUUGGGACUUGUCUGAUGUUAACAAGGCAGGAAGAUUGACAAAGGACGAAUUCAUUUUAGCCAUGUUCUUAAUCAAUAUGAGGAUGGCCGGACAAGACCUACCACUGUCGUUACCUUCCAAUCUUAUACCACCAUCUAGCAAAUCCAUGAGUAAUAGAAAUCCAUCCACCAACUCACUCGGUAUCGCCGCAAGUCUGCCAUUCCCAACUAGUAAUAUGGUUAGUCCUGCUCCACGGUCAUCAGUCACUCAAGAACGAGAUUUACUGUCUCUGGAUGUGGAUCCCUUCUCUCCUCGCGCCGCUACAGCAUUUCCACCAUUGAGCUCGUUGGGUACUACACCGUCGAGUAUGGCUCUUCCGACUGUUGGUCUGGGCAAUACUGCAGCGGAUGUGCAAGCUCGAGAAAAGGAACUCACCAUGCAAAAGCAACAAUUGGCUGAUACCCAAAGUCAAUUGUCUACCAUGGGCCCUGCUACUGAAGAACUGCGUACCAGACGUACUGCUCUGGAUUUAGAAUAUAAUCAAGUAAUGGAAACUAAGAGACAGCAAACCGUAAAACUAGCUCAAGCUCGUGCCAUGUUUGAGGCUGAAAAUGUGAAUGUUGGAGAAUUGGAGGCUGCUUUGAGUCGAGAGCUACAAAUAGCAGAGUUGUCAAGACAGGAACUUGCUGCUGCAGAGGCCAAUCGAGAAACACUAAAAACUCAAGCAGAAGGUAUAACAGCCGCUCUCAAUCAAGCCCGUGCAGAUGCUGCUGAAGUCCAACGACGAGUCAAGGACGUAACAGACCAAGCCAACACCAUUCGAGCUCAAAUCGAUGCUCUGAGAAAUGAGCGUCAGCAACAAAGCACAUAUAUUACCCAACAACAACAAGUAUUAUCAGGAACGACAGAAGCCAUCGAGUCUCUACGACUGUCAUUACAACAAGAGAAUCAGCGAUUACAGGAAGAUCAGAAACGAGCCAAUGCUAUUGCUACUCAAGUCGUUGCUCAGACUAGUCUUUUAGAGAAGGAGAGAGCCAGUCAUAAUGUGCAAAUGUCUAGUAUAGGAAAGGAGAGGUCGGAUUUGGCUCAAAUCAUUGCUGCUGCAGAACAUCAAAAAGCAGCUGCUGAAGAAGCGUUGAAGAAAUUAGGUGCUGAAAAGUCUGGUGCAGUAUCCAAGUCUGCUUCUGUAGCUAGUUUGAGUCCUGUGACUCCUGCUAGUGCACCUGUAGCUAGUAGUGCUCCAGCUGCAAAGUCUGUAGUUGAAUCCGCAUCGUCAGCACCAACUACACCAGCAGUAGCCAAGCCUGUAGAAACAGUAGCUCCAGCGGUCAAGGCAGAUGAUUCAUUGGCGUCAUUCGAUCAACGCUUCCCUGAUAUUGGGAGCGCACCAGCAGCUGUGACUCCAGCACCUAUAAACACUAGUGCCCCAGUUGCUACAAAACAAGCUACCACUGCUCCAGCCGUAAAAGCAGCAACUACACCCGCUGCUACCACAACACCAUCUGCAGCGAAAACCACGACAUCACCUCCAGCAUCCAAACCAACUACACCACCAUCAACACCAGCAAUAGGAAAUGGUACAGCUAAAGUUGCUGCUGCUACCGCCCCUGUUGCUGCCAAAAUAGUUGCUCCAACAACCACUACUAGUAGUACUCCUGCUGCAGUUGGAACACCCAUAGCUGCAAAAUCUACAGAAAAGGAUUCAUUAGAAGAUCUCAUGAGCUCAAAUCAACCCAAAAAAGUAGCACCAGCCCCACCACCAUCUAAAGCAGGUGCUGUGAAGUCACCAGAGUCAUCAAAACCUACUUCACCAACUGGUUCUGGAACAUCUACACCAAUUGGAACGUCAUUAACAAACAUAGCACCUGCAGCAGCCAAAGUAGCCACAACGACGACUCCAGCAGUUGCUCAAUCAGCUGCAGUAGCGCCAACAACAGCAGCAGCUGCUGCUGCUCCAGUCGUAGCAGCUACAGCCGCCAAAGUCACGAGUGAACCACCGAUGCCACCACAAGCUACAAAACCAUCUAAAGCACCUGGAGCCUCGACCGAUCCAACAACAGUCACAUCACCAGUAGUAGCCGCAGCUCCUUUUGAAGCCAACUUUGAUGAAGCCUUCAAAAAUCCAACCCCUGUAGACACCUUUGGUGCUCCUUCGCCCGCUCUCACUGCCAGCACCACUACAGCAGCAAAGAAGGCAGUGAAUGUCGACAUUGAUAAAGAAUUAUCAGGAUUACAAGGUGCUACUGUAGUAGAUAAAGGAGAUGUAUUUGCAGAUGAUUUGAAAGCAAAUGAUGCCUUUACCUUUGAUCCAUCAUUCAAAUCUACGGGUGGUGAUGAUCCAUUUGCUGCAUUUGAUUCCAAGUCGAAUGGGAAGGGAGGAGCAGGAGACUUUGGAUUUGAAGAUGCAUUCGCUAUGGUUAAGGGACAUGCUGGUGCUGGUGGUUCUCCUACUGAUGAUGUUGAGCAAAUGAAGACGUUGUUGGAUAUGGGUUAUACGAGAGAGCAAGCUGUUGGUGCAUUAGACAAGUCAGACUACCAGCUCGAUAAAGCUUUAGAAUUGUUAAUGAAGUGA
Molecule: messenger RNA, 3552 nt
Organism: Synchytrium microbalum
Lineage: Eukaryota; Fungi; Chytridiomycota; Chytridiomycetes; Synchytriales; Synchytriaceae
Exons: 13
Coding region: 1-3552 (1183 amino acids)
Biological process (GO): endosomal transport; endocytosis
Cellular component (GO): plasma membrane; cytoplasm
Molecular function (GO): protein binding; calcium ion binding
Source: RefSeq, a predicted model, not a curated record